ACAAGGAAUUAAAGAUAUAUUUAGGCUAAUUGGAAUUAUGACUUGUCAGAACUAAAGUGAAUAUAUCUCGAAUCUACGAGUUACGACUUGUCAUAGUUUAAAUAGCGAUAUCUGGAAUUCACGUUUUAGAUAGUCAAAACUGAACUGUAGAUAUUUGUAAUGUGAAUCCAGUCAGGCUAUUAGGCCUAAAUGUUGAAAGGGCAAGCUUGCCAUAGGCCGUGGAAAAAGCGCCGUUUUGAGAAGGCAAACAAGUUUCCCUUCUGUUUCUUAUACAGUUAUUCUUUAAAGAUUCAAGUUUUCUGUUUGGAACCUCCUACUGAAAACUGGAAUCUUCCAAUACGGCGUUGUGACGCUUAUUGCAGAAAAAUCAUAGAGCCGAUAACCGGUUCAGUUACACAGGACUUCUGUGACGUAAUACGAGAAUGCGCUCAAAGAAUAUAAAGCCGUCAUUUUGAUUACUGUCCAUUCUUAAGAAAUCACGGCCAGCGUGUCGCUAGUUUGAUUUUCUUUACAGCUUACACUUUGGACAGUGUCUUGCACUUGUGUCGAGAUCGAAUCCUAAGUGGUGCUGAACCCCGUUGGUGCACUGGCCAAGAUGGCUCAAAAUAAAACGAAAAUGUUUUCGCGAGGCAAACUUGGGGAAGGGCUUGGUGGGUACCGUUCCACCCCAUUCAACCUCAGGGACACAUCCAUGCCGGAGUAUAACAGUCUGCAUGACCCACACCUGUGCAACUACUACCAGCGCAAAAGUAUGCAGAAAUUACUGAGGGAGAGGAACCUCAUUACAGAACAAAAUGAGGUCAUCUGCUCCAUGCAGGAUGUUAAAAUACACAACACGCUCCUGCAACAGCAACUGGUCCUCUCUCAAAGAAGCUUUGGUGAGACUCAGAAAGCCAAAAUGAUGGCCUUCCUGAAAGACCAGGAAAAAGGUUUAGCCAGCAAGGACAUGACCCUUACAGAAUUCAGAGAGGUUAUGCUGGAAGAGGAGCUAAAGAUCAUGCGCAAACUGAUGAGAUCGGAAGUGGCUCGGGAAAGAAAGUAUUGCAAGGGCCCAAGACCAAUCAGAACUGAGGAAGAGGAGAGUAGACGAGAACUGGAACUGAUGAGCUGGAAAGUUGCGGAAAGGGAGGUACUGCGGAGGAUUGAGUGUGAUGCCAGACAUGAGUAUAACUUAAAGAAGAUUCACAGAGAGACCCAGGAGAGGAGGGAAAGACAGAAGGUGGUGGCAAAUGAGCGAAAGAAUGCCUUCCACCAGAAACAAAGAAUGGAAAAGCUGAAGACAUCAGAGGCAUCUGUGGCUCGGGAGCUGGCCAAUUUAAGACGCACUGCCCACUAGAGCAGCAGCCAGAAGGGUCGACAGCUUUAAGGAUGUUUCCCAACAUCUCGUCUAAAGUUAUGGGCAUCAGGGCUUAACAUUCAUUUUUGGUUUAGGGGGAUCUCCCCCUUAUGAGUAACUAUUUGGGGGGUUCAAAGGUUUAGGGGGGAAGUGGGAGCGGCGAGGGAUGGGUGGUGGUAGAAGCGGUGAUGGAAGACAAUUAGUGAGGAAGGGCACUGAUUAGGCCACAAGGCCAGGCUAGCAGUUGGCUUUCCUAUUGAUCCCAAAGGUGUUGGAUAGGGUUGGGUUCAAGUCAAGUUCUUCCACAUCGUUCUUGACUUCAAACUGUUGGGGAAGCACAGAAUCGUCUGGAAUGUAAUUUUAUGCUGUAGCAUUAAGAUUUGCUUUCACUGUUUGCGCUCUGCUCCUGCCGAAUGGUUGAAGCUAAGCAGGUGUGGGCUUGGUUAGUACUUGGAUGGGAGACCACCAGGGAAUACUGAAUUGCUGCUGGAAGUGGUGUUGGUGAGCCAGCAGGGGGCAAUCUUCCCUCUGGUCAAAAUUUAAAAUGCCCCAGUGCAGUGACGGGGACACUGUGCUGUGGGAGAUUCCGUCUUUCAGAUGAGACGUUAAACCGAGGUCCUGACUCACUGUGGUCAGUAAAAGUUCCCAUGACACUUAUCGCUCAGAGUAGGGGGUUCCCCGGUGUCCUGGCUAAAUCCCAGAUCUGGCUCUCGCAAACUGCCACCAAAAUCAUCCCCAGAUUUAAUUGGCUAAAAUAUGUUCUCUCCCUCUCCACCUUCGCUAAUGUGUGGUGAGCUUUCUGGCGCAAAAUGGCUGCCAUGCAUCACCCAGGUGGGUGCUACACAUUGGUGGUGGGUGAGGUGAGUCCCCCCUGACUGUAAAGCACUUUGAGUAUUCAGAAAGGUGCUAUAUAAAUGCAAUGUUAUUAUAUUAUUAUUACUGUUUCUUAGGGGCCUAGCCCAAACCAUGAAAAUAGCCCCAGUGUUAUUCAGAUAUAGUGUAAAUUGUUAAUCAGACCAUACUCACAUUAUCAAGUUCACUGGGGAGAAAAGAGCAAGGGAGGUGGGUGGUUGAGUUGAGUCAUGUAUGCAUGUUAUAACACAGCUCUUUGAGUCCCACAGGUUUUCCCCCUUCGCAGUGCAUGGUCAGCAUGCUCAACAGUGUUGAAGCUACGGACCAAUGAUGUGGUGCCAAACCAACAUAGAGGCCAGGGCCUGGCCUUUUUCCCCAGUGAGGAGGGUGUCUAAUCAACUGUCUGGCUCUGAAUAAUUAAUAUUGAAGUUUGUGCUUAUGAAAUUGGAUAUUUGGAGGUAUCGAAAAGUUUCUACUUUAGAUAGAUUAAACCGAUUUGUGAUUUCAUUGAAAGUUAAGACCUUAUUAUCAUCAAUUAUAUCUUUUAUAUGUUGUAUUCCCUUCUCUUCCCAUGUUGUCCAUUCAAUUGUUUUGUCCUGUAAGGUUAUCCAUUUGUUAUUCCAUCAUUUUGUGCUUUUUGGCAUUGUAAUCACUUCUCCCAAUAUAUUCUUCAUUGUUUUCCACAUUUUAAUUGUAUUAUUGAUUAUAA
Anguilla rostrata (American eel) is the source of this 2897-nucleotide messenger RNA. Its product is annotated as fibrous sheath-interacting protein 2-like. The record is from RefSeq and is a predicted model, not a curated record. The coding region runs from base 596 to 1336 and encodes 246 amino acids. Lineage: Eukaryota; Metazoa; Chordata; Actinopteri; Anguilliformes; Anguillidae. The transcript is spliced from 8 exons.